AUGACGAUGAGCAGUCUCCUACCUUCAGCAGGGGACGGAAACUGCUAUUACAUCCUGACAGAAGACUGUGCCUAUGGCAGCAAGUACUUCCAAGCUGGGAACAUGUGCUUCUGCAGCGAGAGAAGUUACCUGCGCAACUUCUCCGAAGACAGGCCCCCGGCUUGCUUCUUGAAAGUCAUCAUGCUUGAUGACAGCUCCACCGUCACGAUAAAUGUAGAAAUCCUUCAGCCUGUCCGCGAGGAGAUGGCCGUCUUCCUCCUGGCCAUCAGCAGCCACAACGAACGCUUGAACUACUUCUUGGAGAGGUUGAGCCUUGAAGCAGCUCUGCGGGCUGUGCCAGGCCAAAAAGUGAUGGUGGAGGUUGACCGGCAAUACUUCCCUGGGGUCAUCCGCUACAUCGGGAGCAUUUACAAAAACGUUUCAGUCGUGCUGUCUCCAUUCUUCUUCGGGGUGGAGUUACAGGGUGAGGGAGAGAACAGAGGGCGCAGUGAUGGAUCUUAUCACGGCACCGAGUAUUUCAAGUGUAAGCGGAACUGCGGGAUCUUCCUGCCCUUUAGCAGAGUCCAGUUUACUCCCACACUGGACGAUGACUAUCUGAAACAAAAGCCAAAAGCGGACACGGAGGAGGUGGUUCCUGUGAAAGUGGGAGAUGCAGUUAGCUUCUACGUGGAUGAAGUCCUCAGAAAAGGAAUAGCGAUGGCAGUUUACAGGGAGGGAACCCAAUGGUUCGUUAAAGUUUGUCCGGAAGAAGAAGGAACAACUGACAUUUUCAGAGAAAUCCCUAUGGACUCUGUGGUGAAGGAAAGCUUGCAAAGUUUAUUUUCACCGUUUGAGACCGACAUGGGCUUGGGACAUCCAAACCAAAUGAAACGAGAGAUAAGCGAGAGCGGUGAGGAGUGUGAAAGUGGGAAUUCCUCCCUGGAGGUGAACUCCAUGGUCCAGAUCACCUUGGACAAGGGAAAUCAGGUUUCGGGAAUCAUCCGCUGGUUGGGCUACCUGCCUCAAAUUAAGCACAAAAUGGCAGGAGUUGAACUGGAUGAAGAUAAGGGGGUCACUGCGGGUGAAUGGCUGGGCAAAUACUACUUCCACUGCGCUCCGAAGCGCGGCCUCUUUGUGAGGCUGCAGUCCUGCCAGCCCGACGUUCGCUUCCAGUGUUCACGCAACAGUGACUUGAGCCUCAUGGAUUAUAGAGGGCAAGAAGUUCUUCCACAGGCUCCAGACAGUUUUCCUCCCCUCAGAAACGAGGCGGCAGUGCAUGUCCUACAGGGGCGGAUGAAGGGGAUCCAAGGCCAUUGUAAUUCCUGCUAUAUGGAUGCAGCUCUCUUCAGCCUCUUCUCCUGUACGUCUGUGCUGGACUCCAUGCUCUUCAAGCCUUUCCCGCUGUGUGACAGGAAUGUCCAGAGCAUUCUGCGGGAUGAGAUUGUUAAUCCCCUCCGAAAGACUGGCUUCGUCAGGGCUAGGAGUGUGAUGCACCUUAGGGAGCAGUUAACUGAGAAAGGCCAGUGUUCAAGCUUUACCAACGCUGAGAAAGAUCCUGAGGAGUUCCUCAAUCUCAUAAUGCAUCAGAUCCUGGGAAUAGAGCCACUCCUGAAACUGCAGUCAGGAAGCCAGAAGGAGCAGGAGUGUUACUGUUACCAGAUAUUUAUGGACAAACAGGAGGAUCUGGUGGUUCCCGACGUGCAGCAGUUAGUGGAACGCUCCUUCCUGUCCUCUGAUCUGAAGCUAGUGGAGAUCCCAUCUUGUUUCAUUAUCCAAAUGCCGCGUUUUGGGAAGGAAUAUAAAAUGUUCAGCAAAAUCAUUCCUUCCUUGGAGCUGGAUAUAACAGAUCUGCUGCUUGACAGUCCCAGGGAGUGCUGCGUGUGCGGCAACGUCGCCACCCUGGAGUGUUCAGAGUGUUUCAAAGACAAGGUAUUCGCCGCUACGGGCCUGAAGCAGUUCUGCAGCUCCUGCUCCAGACAGGUUCACUCCCACUACCGACGCAAAACGCACAAGCCAACUAAACUGCACAUCCCAGAAGAGUUUCACAGCCGGAGCCCCCGGGGAAGCCAGCAGGUCCCUCGCGAGAAGAUGGAGCUCUUCGCAGUGCUCUGCAUCGAGACCAGCCAUUACGUCUCCUUUGUGAAAUACGGCCCCGAGAACAAACACUGGAUGUUCUUCGAUAGCAUGGCUGACAGGCACGGUGAUGAAAACGGCUUCAACAUUCCCACGGUAACGCUGUGCCCUGAAGUUGCCAAAUACCUGGACUUGCCACUGGCUGUGCUGGCCCUGGAGCAACCUCGGGAUAUGGAUGGAGUGGCCAAGCGCCUCUUCUGUGAUGCCUACAUGUACAUGUACCAGAGCAAGAAGAUGGUGCUUUACAAAUGA
This is a messenger RNA of Cariama cristata (Red-legged seriema), 2364 nucleotides long. Its product is annotated as ubiquitin carboxyl-terminal hydrolase CYLD-like. The record is from RefSeq and is a predicted model, not a curated record. Gene Ontology annotation, cellular component: cytosol. Gene Ontology annotation, molecular function: cysteine-type deubiquitinase activity; K63-linked deubiquitinase activity. Bases 1 to 2364 code for a protein of 787 amino acids. NCBI's taxonomy places the organism in Eukaryota, Metazoa, Chordata, Aves, Cariamiformes, Cariamidae. The transcript is spliced from 14 exons. Gene Ontology annotation, biological process: protein K63-linked deubiquitination.